CUCACUCUCCUCUCUCUUCUUCAGGGCCCCACAUAUCCUCUUAUCUACUUUCAGGGUUCUUCUUCUGACCUCCAGCUUCCACUUCCCCGCUCUCAUCCUACUGGAUUGACUGCUACACUUCCUUAAUGACGACCCCGACUUUGAUCAACCUGCCCCCGCCGCCGUCGGAUCCUGUGACUCCCUCUGAGAUGGGACCAGGAACUCCGAAUUCCGGCACCACUUCGCUUUCGGCCUUGUCGACCACCGCCAUCAAGGACGGUCACCAAGGCCAGCCGCACCCCUACGGUCGUCAUGCGCAUCACUCUCCGUCCGCAUCCACCACCUCUACCAGUACUCUUGAAGCGGAACGGGCCGAUCGUAUCUCGCGCCUGGCCGGCUUAGAACGAGUGGCCACGGCCCGCGCGGGUGGUACGUCGCAACCCAGCGGCCCUGUGCCCACGCCUCACCACCCCGGGUACUUUGAAAGCGGAUCGGGAAUCAAAGAGCGCAGCACGGUGGGCAGUGCCAGUGCCACGGGCAGUGUGGGCGCCCGUACGACGUGGGCCAGCGGCAGUGAUGCCUUCGACGCGGACAAGAUGAGUGAGUACCCGGAAGACGGCACAUCGAGUGUGGGCAACUUCAGCGAUGAGGGCGAUGCCAGUCUGGUCGCUUUCGGAGAGGGCGCUAGUACUAUCAGCGGGCCCAUCUCGAACCCCAUGCUGAAUCGGACCUCGUCAGGAGGCCGACCAGGAUCCUUCGGCAGUCCAGGGCUGGUGCGCGUCAAUCCCGUGGCCUCGCAGCACUCGGGCGGCGACACGGCAAUGCUGCUAUCCACCGCGUCCCCAACUGGAUCCGUUACUCCCGAGCCUGCCCAGGAUGCUCGGAUGGUGGAUGGAAUGACCUAUGACCCGAAUGUGGUAGACACCACGGUGAGAACCCCUCGCCUGGCCACUCCAGCGGAAGGUGGCAACCCACAUCCGCAGAUCUAGUUGGUUGGUCUGCCAAACACAUGCGACGGGUGCAGGUUUAGUCUAGGGCUUUUUGGCGUUCAGGGAUGGGGGUGUUCAUUUUUGUGGGUGUAUUUGUUUUCCGUAGGGAAGUCUUGUUACCAGCGAUUGGGGAGGGGGGGUGGAUUAUUAAGGAGGAGAAUGUACUUGUAUAGGCUUUGUUUGGCGAUGUUGGGCGACCAGUCCACCUCAGGAAGAAGAAAACGAAAUAGGAUUUGUAGAAUAAGGCUGGCGACCAUUUCCAAGUCUGACUGCCACGAAGGACGAAUGAAUUACCUUU
Messenger RNA from Aspergillus fijiensis CBS 313.89, 1266 nucleotides. RefSeq lists its product as uncharacterized. Bases 126 to 968 code for a protein of 280 amino acids. Lineage: Eukaryota; Fungi; Ascomycota; Eurotiomycetes; Eurotiales; Aspergillaceae. The record is from RefSeq and is a predicted model, not a curated record. The transcript has 3 exons.